GCGCAGCUUCACGGCCAUUCUGCGGCCUUUCAAGUUUGUGGCCAGGCCGGCGCCCAACAGCAACAAGAGACAGCUUCGGAACAAACUGAAGCAGCGAGACUUUCUCCUGGCGAAUGUGAUCCCGUCCAUGGAGAUCAUCCUGAAGGAAGUGGAUCUGAUGUUCUUGAGAGAUAUCAGGGAGGUCCUCGACUCCAUACCGCUCAGCCCCAACGCUGCCCUGGCCAGCUCGCAGGGCGAUGUUCGGAAGUUCUUCCGCGACCACGAUGUGGUGAAGGGGCUCAAGCUGUCCGGCAAGCAACUUGACAGACUGCUGCAGGAGGCGCUG
Molecule: messenger RNA, 325 nt
Organism: Effrenium voratum
Lineage: Eukaryota; Dinophyceae; Suessiales; Symbiodiniaceae
Source: the annotation of a GenBank genome assembly